Messenger RNA from Caenorhabditis sp. 36 PRJEB53466, 532 nucleotides. NCBI's taxonomy places the organism in Eukaryota, Metazoa, Nematoda, Chromadorea, Rhabditida, Rhabditidae. The record is from the annotation of a GenBank genome assembly.
AUGGCGUUCACAUUUGCCGCCUUUUGUUACCUUCUGGCACUCAUCGCCGUCGGGUUCUGCAUUUUCUUCGCAAUCUACACUGUAAACUUGAGAUUCAGAAAACAGCUUUACAAAUGCGAAUUUUAGGUGAUCUCAGUGGACGAGCUGCGCACCGAUUACAAGAAUCCGAUUGAGCAGUGCCGCAACCUGAACCAGCUGAUCCUGCCAGAAUACAUCAUCCACGGCACAUUCACUGUACUGUUCAUCCUCAGCUGGCAGCUCAUUUCGAUUCUCGCAAAUCUUCCGCUCGCUUUUUACCACAUCUAUACGUAUCUGAACCGUCCGGUCAUGUCAGGACCUGGAAUCUAUGAUCCGACUACCAUUCUCAAUCGCUCGACGCUCUCCGCCACUCUUCGCAUUUCUUGGAUCAAGCUGGCCUUCUAUCUCAUCUCGUUCUUCUAUUAUCUUUACGCGUAAGUUGUAUUUAUAUGCUUUUCCUCAAGAAAGUACAUUACCUUCCAGCAUGAUCUACACUCUGGUCAACGCGAACUAG